This is a messenger RNA of Vollenhovia emeryi, 475 nucleotides long. RefSeq lists its product as uncharacterized. The coding region runs from base 84 to 341 and encodes 85 amino acids. The transcript has a single exon. Gene Ontology annotation, molecular function: nucleic acid binding. The record is from RefSeq and is a predicted model, not a curated record. NCBI's taxonomy places the organism in Eukaryota, Metazoa, Arthropoda, Insecta, Hymenoptera, Formicidae.
AUUACUUUUCAUUUAUUUAACAACAAUUCGAUUAAAAACGUAUUUUUUAAGAGUGGAGUUUUGGCUGUACAGAGAAGGGUUGGAUGACAUCUAAAAGCUUUUAUGAAUAUAUUGCGAAUGUGUUUUAUCCAUGGUUAUUAAGUCAUAAAAUAAAAUUACCGGUUAUUCUAUAUGUGGAUGGGCAUAGCUCGCAUCUUACCAUGCCACUCUCAGAAUUUUGUCGCGAUAAGGGCAUAGAAGUGAUCGCAUUACCCCCGAAUGCAACUCAUAUUCUUCAGCCAUUAGACGUCGGAUUCUUUGGUCCUUUAAAGAAGAAUUGGUUACAAGCUGUAAAUGAGUGAAAAUACCAACAUCCCAAUGAUAAAUUUAGAAAAUCCAACUUUGCUCCUUUACUUAAAAAAACAACUGAUUCUAUGGAUUUUCAAUCUAUUGCAAAGAACGCUUUCUGUGUGUGUGGUCUAUUUCCUUUAGAUCC